GCCAUGCCCUCUUUUACAGCUCUUCUGGACUCUAUUCCUACAACCAAACGCCCACAAGCUGCUGAAACUUGAGGGAAACCUGGCAACCUUUAUGAAUGACAUAGAUGAUGGGACCGAGUGCAUCCUCUGCAAGUUAGCUGAUGACACCAAGCUGAGCAGUGCAGUUGAUAUAGCAGAAGGAAGAAAUACCAUACAGAGGGACCUUGACAAACUUAAAAGCUACCUGAGCUCUUCAUACGUGAAAAAGUAUCGAAGCAGAUCUUUGACAGUAUUUGGAUGAAAGAAGAGACGGACAGAAGUCGUGGGAGAAUGAAAACUAAAGGUGUUGUGCUUUUUGCUUGUGUCAUCUUCAUGGUUUUCCUUAUAGUUGAAAUCGGGUGUGCUCCAAAGGGUAAAACCAUAGUGAGAAACUGGGGCCCACAAUCAAUUCUAUAUCUUAAAGGACGCUAUGGCAGGAGAUACACCUCUGAAAAGGAUGAACAGUAUUACAAGCUUAACCUGGAGGACUUCAGUGCAUUUUUUAAAAGUAAUUUCUGAAGAAAAGCAUGUAUAACUUGCAGGUGUAUUACCUAUAGCUAUGUCUCUGUUGAUUUCAAUCAUACCAAAAGCAAAACCCUUGAGGAGCCAGAUAUUUCUAACUCCAUGGAAUUUACAUUGCAGAGGUUCUGUUUCCUGGUUUGGUACACUGACUUAAAUUUAGGGAAAAGCAGAUGGAGGUCAGGAUUUUUCUAAGUGCUAAGAAUGAUUCUGUUCCUGCUGCCUUUUACAACUUGAGCUAAGCACACAGCACUUCCAUCUCUCCAAAACCACUGGUAUUCUAAGAAUUCAAAUACAAAAUUAAUUCAAAAACAAAACAAAAAGAAUACUGGUGGUCUUUCUGUAUAGAGUUGAGAAAAGGCCAGCAGCAUUUUAGUGCACCUUCACAGCCAAAAAGGAAAAAGACUACAGCAGGAAGACACCUGGGAAUAAGAAAAGAGAAAGAUGGAGAGUUUCACUCCAAGAUCUUCCUAGAAUGGUGAUUGUAAAAAUAAUAAUUACCAGAAAAUUAGUGGGAGAAACAAAGCUAUAGGAAGAAUGGGUUUUCCCGGCAACAGUUCAGCCAGCCAUAGAGAAUGAACACACCUUCAGUUUUAGUGAUUCAGAUCACAGUGAUACUGUUGGAAAGUUAAAGGAAAGUAGACAAGAAGUUAAAAAAAAAAAAAAAAAAAAAAAGCAAUUUCAUGCAUAGUUCAUGCAUAGGUAACCCUUUUCUCACCCUUGGGUUGUUGUGGAGAAAAAUGCCACAGUUCAGUUGGGCCUAUGAAGAAAAUUCAAGGUUAAGCUUUCAACACACUAUUACAGGACUAGCUAAGUGCAUACUUUCUAUAUGAGCAAGAAAAAUACUCCAGGCUUUUAAGACUGACAGAUAUGCAUCUGCAGCUGCUGUAGUACAGGUACAGGACUCAAAUCCAAUAUCUGAGGAUGUCAGAGAAAAGAUCUCAUCUUCAGUGCAGCUAGAAUGGUUUAUGAAAUUGAAUCAUAGGUACCAAACUUUGCUUCCUACAGAAUGUCCAGCCAAUAUAUAUGACUUUGUGGUCUUUUUCUUUAGGCUGUGUUCAACACCACUGAACAUUCUGAAAAUCAGAAGAUUUAAAGCCCAAAACAUGGGCAUUAGAUGUUUGGAAUAAAACAAAGCUUUUCUUUACUUGCUACAAACAUCUCAUCCUGAGAAACAAUAAUAAAAAUUGUAACUGAAUGUUAAUACUGCAAAUGUCACAGUGUAAGUCUCUUUAAGGAUGUGCAUGUGUUAUAUCAGCUUGUUCCAAGAGAAAUCUUCAUUAUACUUACAUUUGAAAGUUAAUAAAACUAAAUGCUUACUAACACAA
Molecule: messenger RNA, 1865 nt
Organism: Gallus gallus (chicken)
Lineage: Eukaryota; Metazoa; Chordata; Aves; Galliformes; Phasianidae
Exons: 5
Coding region: 277-537 (86 amino acids)
Molecular function (GO): neuropeptide hormone activity
Source: RefSeq, a predicted model, not a curated record